Molecule: messenger RNA, 6558 nt
Organism: Hemiscyllium ocellatum (epaulette shark)
Lineage: Eukaryota; Metazoa; Chordata; Chondrichthyes; Orectolobiformes; Hemiscylliidae
Gene: ptk2ba
Product: protein tyrosine kinase 2 beta, a
Exons: 31
Coding region: 231-3245 (1004 amino acids)
Biological process (GO): protein phosphorylation; signal complex assembly
Cellular component (GO): focal adhesion; cytoskeleton
Molecular function (GO): protein tyrosine kinase activity; ATP binding
Source: RefSeq, a predicted model, not a curated record
CAACUGAGGCUCUUUUCUGAACUUUAAGGUAAAGGAGUCACAAACACCAGGAAGUGGCUGAAAGUUUUCAAGGGGCGUGACUUUCUGCUGAUAGUUUUUUUCUGUGUGUGUGUCAAUUCUGUGAGAGGUUCCUCUGUGAAAAUCUUCACCUGCGACCGGGGUUCGAGGAAAGAAACACCUUGAAUGUUGGUCAGUGAUGGUGCUCUCCCAGGAAACCUGAAGGUUGGAAAAUGACAGGUGACCAAAACCCUUUGGAUGUGUGGAGAGAUGCCACGACCCAGGCUCUGUGCAUUCAGUCUGACACCUCCAAGGAGGGAGGGGUUUCAAAGAUCCUUAAAGUCUGCUUCUGCAGCAACACCAGCAUCAACCUGGGCAAAAACUUCAAGUUAGUCAAAUGCAACCACACGACAGAAAUCCGGGAGAUUAUUAACACGAUACUGGACAGUGGGAGAGUGGGACCCAGUAUCAUUUUUAAGAGCUGCUAUGGACUCAGACUGAAGCAUCUGAAGUCAGAUGAAAUAUAUUGGCUACACCCUGACCUUACUGUCCAUGAGGUUCUGAUGAAAUAUGAGAGUCUACACCAUGAAGCUGAAUGGAGGUAUGAUCUGAGGAUUCGUUUCCUUCCUAAAGAUGUAAUGGAGAGUUUUAAACAAGACCGAACGACUCUGUUAUGUUACUACCAACAGGUACGCAGUGACUACAUGCAGGAAGUUGCUGCUCAAGUCGAUCAGGACAUAGCCAUGAAGUUGGGCUGCCUAGAGAUCAGGAGGUUUUAUAAGGACAUGCCCCCGAAGGCGCUGGAGAAGAAAUCCAAUUUUGAGUUGUUGGAGAAGGAGGUUGGUCUCGAUUUGUUCUUCCCGAAACAGCUGCAGGACAGUAUGAAGGCCAAGCAUCUGCGUAAGCUAAUCCAGCAGAACUUCCUGCAGUUUAGCCAGCUCAAGGAAGAUGAAUGUAUCUCCAAGUUUUUUGAAAUCCUUCGCACUGUCGCCAAUUUUGAGGAAGAGCAUUAUAAAUGUGAACUGGGUCAAGGAUGGACCAUCACGGUGGAGCUGGUCAUUGGACGUCAUGGAAUCGGCCAAGUGAUCAAUAAGGAUGGGCCCAUCACCUUGGCAGAAUUCGGCCAAAUCAAGUCGAUUAGCCUUCUCCAACCAGAGAAUGAAAAGAAGGCUUCCCUUCAGCUCGAAAUUAAAGGAGCCCCCCAGCCAUUAACAAUCACGACACCCUCACUGGUGAUGGCUGAGAGUAUGGCGGAUUUAAUCGAUGGUUAUUGUCGUCUGGAGAAUGAAACCACAUCCUCCUUUAUAUUGAGGCCCAAGAGAGCUCACGAUCUUCCGGAGUUGCCAACACAACCCAAGAGUGAAGUGAGGAUAACAGAGCAGCCACGAGCAGUGUUAUCAACCAGUAGUUUUGGCUCUGAGAUCUACGCUGAAAUUCCAGACACUCCCAAAUCUGCAGUGCCUCAGAACUCGAUAUCACGAGACAGUAUUGUACUGGGCCGGAUUCUGGGCGAAGGAUUCUUCGGCCAGGUUUUUGAAGGAGUUUACAAAACAGCACGAGGUGAACAACUCUCUGUCGCAGUGAAAACCUGCAAAACCGACUGCUCACCUGAAGUCAAGGAGAAGUUCUUGGUUGAAGGAACAAUCAUGAAACCUCUCGACCAUCCACACGUUGUCAAACUGAUCGGAAUCAUUGAGGAGGAGCCGGCCUGGCUAAUCAUGGAGCUGUACUCCUACGGGGAGUUGGAAAGCUACCUGGCUACAAAUAAGAACAACUUGGACGUGCUGACCCUGAUUGACUACUCCUUGCAGAUCUCCAAAGCUCUCGCGUACCUCGAGGGAGUGAAAGUUGUUCAUCGGGAUAUAGCGGUGAGGAAUGUUCUGGUCGCUGCUCAUGACUGUGUGAAGUUGGGAGAUUUUGGUCUCUCACGUUAUAUCGAAGAAGAUAAUUAUUACAAAGCAUCAGUGACGAGGAUGCCAAUUAAGUGGAUGGCCCCAGAAUCCAUUAACUUCCGGAGGUUUACCUCCUCGAGUGACGUGUGGAUGUUCGGUGUCUGCAUGUGGGAAAUUCUCAGCUUUGGGAAGCAGCCCUUCUUCUGGCUGGAGAACCGGGAUGUGAUCGGAAUUUUAGAGCGAGGAGACAGGCUUCCGAAACCAGAGCUGUGUCCGCCAACCCUGUACACCCUGAUGACCCGCUGCUGGACGUAUGAACCGCGGGAAAGGCCGAGGUUCUCAGAGAUAGUCUGUCAGUUAAGUGACAUUCACCAAGUGGAAGUGGAACAGCAGAGGGAGCGGAGGUAUUGGACCCAGCGCCGUGCCACUCUCAGGAUGCCCGAUGGCCAGAACACCGUGAACGAGGCCCCGCCAAAGCCAGCAAGAUCAAGGGCAGUUACUGGGAAGUCGCCUCCUUUUCCCUUUCUGAAUCCGGGGCUCCAUGUACAAGUUCCUGAGUCUCUGUGUGCCAGCUCACCACAUAUCCCCUGCUCUCCAAGUGAAGAAGCCCCUGGUGAUUCCACCAAAACCUCCCCUCAGAAGCAGUACCGGCGUCUCAGUGUCCGGGAAUCUGAUCUUAUUGGUGAGAUCAACAUUAAAGAGGAGGCUCAAAAACUGCGGGAAAUUGAACAAGCCAAACUUCAGGAGAGGAUCAGACAACAGCAACGAGAGAUGCUAGAGGAUAAAAAAUGGCUGGAGAAAGAGGAGAAGCUUCUGGCUCCAAAUGAUAACAAGUCACAAAAUGACAGUGACCAGGAGCCUUGCUACACUGAGUUCACAGUGCCACCCGAAAAACCUCCGCGGAAAAACCUCCCGCCAAUACAAGCAGCUCCCACGGCCAACCUGGACCGCUCGAAUGACACCAUCUACCCUCAGGUCAUGGAGCUGGUUAAAUCGGUGCUCCACCUGAAGAACCAGGUCUAUCAGCUCCCCUGUGAAGAGUACAUCAACCUAGUGAAGACGGUGGGAGUCAACCUUCGAAAAUUGACUGGCAGUGUAGAUGAGCUGUUGCCAUCGCUACCUGCAACAUCCCGCACAGAGAUCGAGGGGACACAGAGGCUCCUGAACAAAGACCUAGCUGAGCUGAUAAACAAGAUGAAACUGGCCCAGCAGAAUGUGGUGACCUCGCUGAGUGAGGAGUGUAAGAAGCAGAUGUUAACAGCUGCCCACACUCUGGCCGUAGACUCCAAGAACCUUCUAGAUGCUGUGGACCAGGCCAGGGUUCGGACAGGACAAGCCAAACCAGUCCCAAACUGAUGACAACUCCAUUGAUUCAGACAGCAGAUGCACCAGACAGGAACAAAGUCCACCACUAAAACAAGCAAGAAACUGAUUCAUUAAAAUCCAACACGGGACAGCAAGUUAUUGAGGCUGGGGGAGGCUGGGGCACUGAUGAGGGCAUUAAUUAAGUAAAGCUGGUAACCAUUUUCCAGGGGAGAAAGGUGCUUUUGUGGAGGGGUGGAGGGGCUACCGAUGACUUUAAUCCAAGCGAUUCCGUGUACAUAUGGGAACAGUGAUGCCCAAGUUGUUAAUAAUCACAAUAAUCUGUGGCAGAUGGUAGUUAGUGGUGGUGCUGGAGUUUUAACCAAACUCAACCCAAGAAUGCACGUCGUGUUUGAAAUGCUUAAUUUGGGAGUGACUAAAGAGAUCUGGAGAUGGUAAGAUUUGGUGAAAGUUUGUCUUCCUGUGUAGUUUAGCUCAUUGCCAAGUAUUCUUCUCUGUAAAUACUGAGAUUGAUAGCUAGCUGAUAGCACCAGGAAGCAUGACUGAAUGUUGCUGCUGUCUGCUCCUGUUGCGAUCAGAGAAUGAUCAGCAGCUUGUGCUUCUCUUGCCAAUGGUCAGGUGAUUGGUGGUUUAUGAGGAAUCCUUACACACCACAUUCUCCAGGAGAACCUGUUUCUAAGAUACAAGGAAAACAGAGGCAGCUGUGAUUGGACCCAGGCUUGUAAAUGAGUGACUCUGAAUAACUGAGAAAAUAAGUGAUGGUGAUGUGGGCUUGAGGAAGGUUAGCGAUUUUGGAAUGGAAAAUCCUGGAUCAAAGUAUGAGGCUUUCUACCCUAUGUUUCUGAGCUUCAGAUUGGAUUAUUCCAACUUGAGAAAAUGUAGAAAGUUGUGUCUUUUCACCUUGUUCACUGUGAUAUAUCCAUCUGGUGGAAGCAGGCCAUUGUGUAACUCCACUAUAAGACAUAGGAGCGGAAGUAAGGCCAUUCAGUCCAUCGAGUCCACUCCGCUGUCUGACUCUGCAGCAAUAACUGGGUAUGUUCCUCUUCUGGAACAAUGCUCAGUCUGAUUUUUACACCAUCUCCAACUGUAGCUCACAAACCAUCCAGGUGAAUGGGGAUCGACCCCCUCAUUCACCCCUCUCUCGCCCCAUUGCAGUUGUGUUGGGUGAUGCCCUCUGACCAGCCCCUCUGACAGCAGUCAGACUGUGCAUUGACAGCGUUGUCCAGCCUCUCAGCUCAGCUGUCCUCACACUGCACUUGUGUGGUUGCAGAUCCUUCAGUUUGGUCUCACAUUCCCGUCCUGUCUGGGACGUGGGAGCACAAUUGUUGGGCCUCAGGUGAGGGUGAAGACCGAGGGUAUUUUUCAAUGACAUUUCUGGGCAAGUAUGUGGUUGGGCAUGUACUCAUCAAUUUCCUGAUGAAGGGCUUAUGCCCGAAACGUCGAAUUUCCUGUUCCUUGGAUGCUGCCUAACCUGCUGUGCUUUAACCAGCAACACAUUUUCACCCAUGUACCCACCAAAGCUGCCUGUCAGUGACCUGCCCUGUGCUGCUCUUCCUAAACUGAAAGCCCUUGGGUUAGUCCAACCCCUACAAUGGCCUGUACACUGCCAAUAUCAGUCCCAAGCAGGGGAGGAGGAGAGACCAAGUAAAAUCCCAAUGCUCGACUGUUUCCCCCUCCCACCUGGGCUGGGGGAAGCGAGUAGGGCCUAGGAACAGUCCUAACUCCUGCUGUCCAAUCCAAUGUGAAAUUCCAAUCACCAUAAUUGUUUUUGUCUUCUUACCUGGAACAGAAUGUCCUUGUUGUGUCACUGCAGGAGCUGCUGAAGGGUCUGGAAUUGGAACACUGUUUCUGGGAACAUGCUGUCACACUGGCUAAUGCAGAGAAUGAAAACGUCAACUCGUCCCAGUUAAUAGCUCCCAGGAAUAGAGGGGGACUUUAUGGGGAACUGGUGCAAUUAUCAGGUUAACAUCUGAGACACAAUUAACUCAGACCAUUGCAACAUCCCAUAGGUCCCUAUUGGACAGAGUGCAGAGGGAAUUCAUGUUCCAAUAUAGUAUUGACUUUUAAUUCAUUUGUGGGACCUGGGCUUCACUGGCUGGGCCCAGCAUUUAUUGCCCGUCCCUAGUUAAUCCUUGAGAAGGUGGGGGUGAUCUACCUUCUUGAACUGCUGCAGUCCACCUGCUAAGAGUUGACCCACAAUGCCCUGAGGGAGGGAAUGCCAGGAUUCUGACCCAGUGACACUGAAGGAACGGUGAUGUAUUCCCAAGUCAGGGUGGUGAGCGGCUUGGAGGGGAACUUGCAGGGGGUGGUGUUCCCAUGUAUCUGCUUCCCUUGUCUUUCUAAAUGGAAGUGGCUGUGUGUUUGGGAGGUGCUCUCAGUCUAUGGUAUGUUUUAUCGUGAAAACCUCCCUUUCACGCAUUCUUUAACAGUUGUCUCUUUUUAUCUUAAGCACAAUAACUUGUGUUUUGAAAGUCCCGUUGUGUUGUAAAGGUAAGAGAGUGUAGGAAAGCUGAGAUUUAGCCUCCUACAGUGACCUGGGGUAACUCCUGAGGAUCACUAAAGCCUGCAUGCUGCCUGCUGUUUUUGGCAGUGUGUGCGCUUCUUGAAAUGCAGCUGCGCACUCGAUGCUUUGUGUCAGUGAGUUCCUGGAUCUCUCAAAGUGCCGGUGGAGUGCUAUGUGUCAGGGCCAAGUGGGACCCGACUGGUUUGUGGGAGUUAGAAAGAGGAGCUGACCACACCUGAGGGAGCUGCAGCAGCCUGGCUGAGGGAAGGACAGGGUGGUUACUUUGUUGGAUUCCGAAUUCCAUUAGUCCAACCAGAACCCAAGGACACAGCACUCACUAUGUACCAAUAAGCUUUGAGAUAUGAGCCCAGCUAGCUAGGAUUGGGAAUGGGAGGGGGUUGGGGCAAAAGAGGUAAGGACUGUCUGAUGCCAUCAGUCAGUAAAACGCUGAAGCUGCAUAGACCCCAAAGAAAUGACCAGUCGAGUUCUGAAGAACACAAGAUGGGGAAGCCCUUCCAGCCAGGCUUUCCAAAGAUCUGUCUGGCUUCACUCUGAUCUCGCAGUAAAGGAAUUCCAGGAACAGGAGAAUGAGCUGAGCAGUUUAUUCUGUCAGAGGAUUUCCGCACCAGAAACCAUAAACCAGCCAAAGAUGUCAGGCUCCCAGGCAGUAAUGUGUGUGUCUGCUCGACUCUCACUCAGCACCCCCGGGUUUUCCACAUGUUAUCGCUGUCACCUGAAUGAAUGUACAUGUCAGAACUGGAAGCUAAUUGAACAUUCGCCUGAUUUGAGAUGUGGCGAUGCUGUUUGGAUUCUCACUAAAAUAAAUAUGUUUUUUUUCUAAAA